Messenger RNA from Hevea brasiliensis (rubber tree), 1822 nucleotides. Its product is annotated as ultraviolet-B receptor UVR8. Bases 113 to 1561 code for a protein of 482 amino acids. NCBI's taxonomy places the organism in Eukaryota, Viridiplantae, Streptophyta, Magnoliopsida, Malpighiales, Euphorbiaceae. The transcript has 11 exons. The record is from RefSeq and is a predicted model, not a curated record.
ACUUCUCCGCCAAAUUCCAACUCACAAGAGCAAGCAAUUUGGUUUUCCCUUCCUUUCUUUUCCUUUCCUUUCCUUUGUCUUUUCUUCUCUUUUCCUUUCUGCUCUGCUAGACAUGAAUGGGGAGGGAAGAGGGGGAGAUGAGAGAUCGAAAAUGGAGGAAAUGGUGAAGGAAAAGCUGGUCUUUAUGUGGGGAUACCUUCCGGGAGCCUUGCCGCUAAGGGCGCCGAUUUUGUCUCCAGUCGUUGUGCGCCCCGAUGAAUACACUUGGAAGGACGUUUGCGGCGGCGGUUGCGGUUUCGCCAUGGCUAUUUCUGAGUCUGGAAAACUCAUAACUUGGGGUUCAACAGACGAUCUAGGUCAAAGCUAUGUGACAUCCGGGAAGCAUGGGGAAAUUCCUAAGCCUUUCCCUCUCCCAACUGAGUUCUCUAUCGUAAAAGCUGCAGCUGGUUGGGCCCAUUGUGUAGCAGCUACAGACACAGAUGGUGGAGAAGUUUAUACGUGGGGUUGGAAAGAGUGUGUUCCCUCAGGGAAGGUAUUUGGAGAACCAUCACCAGGGAGCAUGGAAAGGGAUGUGUUAGAAAGGCAGAGUCCAUUUUUAGCAGAGCAAGUGACCCCUCGCUCUCAACGCUCAAGAUCCGCUGGUGGAAUUGAUAGUCGUGGAGUUGGAGAAGAAAGUACAAAACGCAGGAGGAUUUCAUCUGCAAAACAAACUGCUGAAAGCUCGUCUUCCAAUGAUGAGACACUCUCAGCAUUGCCAUGUCUAGUAACGUUAAAUCCAGGGGUGAGGAUGGCUACUGUUGCUGCUGGUGGUCGCCACACUUUAGCAUUGUCAGUUUCAGAUAUAGGACAGGUGUGGGGUUGGGGCUAUGGAGGCGAAGGGCAACUUGGUUUGGGGUCCCGGAUACGCAUGGUGACCUCACCUCAUCCUGUACCUUGCAUUGACUCUUCUUAUGGAAAAGAUAGGCCUAGAGCACUUUCUCGAGGAUGCAUGGCUUCAGAAGGACAUGGUUUUAGAGUUCCUGGAAGUUAUGUCAAGAGGAUUGCCUGUGGAGGGCGACAUAGUGCAGUAAUCACAGAUGCUGGAGCACUCCUCACUUUUGGCUGGGGACUCUAUGGACAGUGUGGACAAGGGAGUACAGAUGAUGAACUGAGCCCAAUUUCUGUAUCUUCAUUGUUGGGCAUGCGGAUAGAGGGUGUUGCUGCAGGCUUGUGGCACACUGUUUGCAUUUCUGCUGAUGGUGAUGUUUAUUCAUUUGGAGGGAAUCAGUUUGGGCAAUUGGGUACUGGUGGUGAUCAAGCAGAGACUACACCCAGGCUCUUGGAUGCUUCAUGUUUGGAAGAUGCAUAUGCAAAAACAAUCUCCUGUGGGGCUCGUCACACUGCUUUAGUCACAGAGGAUCGGAAAGUGUUUUGCUGGGGAUGGAACAAGUAUGGUCAGCUUGGAUUGGGUGAUGUGAUCGACCGCAACAUUCCUUCUCCAGUUACUAUAGAGGGUUGUGUCCCUCGAAAGGUGGCAUGUGGCUGGUGGCAUACCCUACUUUUGGCCGAAUCACCUGCUUGAGUAGCUGAGCCAUGGCACAGUUUUGUUAGGUUAGAUGUUUUUCUAAUUGUUGUAUGUAUAAUAACUAGAAUACAUAUGCAUAUGCUUGUUCUCAUUCUUCCUUGGUUCAGGCUCACCUACUCACUUCUUUUGACAUUAUUAUAAGAGCUAUAAUUGCAAUUCAGAUGUAAAACAUAAUGUAGGUCCAUUAUGUAUAUAUUUUUGACAGAAUAUAUUUUUAACAGAAUUUAAACAUUAAAUGUAAUCAGAUGUGUAGGAAAA